Ostertagia ostertagi is the source of this 489-nucleotide messenger RNA. Lineage: Eukaryota; Metazoa; Nematoda; Chromadorea; Rhabditida; Trichostrongylidae. The record is from the annotation of a GenBank genome assembly.
AUGCUACGCCAACAGUUUUACUCGUUACCGCAACCUGACCCGAAGGAGUUCGUCGUGUCAUCUGAUCCUUCCAAUAUAUUCCCUGCUUGGACUCUACGCGAAUAUUACUCGAAUUCUUGCUUUUUGAAGACGGUGGAGGUUACAUUCAUGCAAAUCCGUGUAGCAUAUCCGUUACUACGAAACGAGUUCAUUCUGACACAGGGCCCUCUACCCAGAACGGUGCCCGAAUUCUGGAGGAUGAUUUGGCAGGAGAAAGUGGAAACCAUAAUCAUGCUCUGCAGAACUGUUGAAAAUGGAAAACGGAAGUGUGCCGAAUAUUUUUCGAGCCAUCCCAACAUUCCCCUUUCCUGUGUCAAUGGUAAACUCACUGUAUUUUUGCGGUCUCGCUGUCAAGAAAACGAUUUAUUGGUAUCGACACUUGAACUGAAAUACCUCGCUUACAGCAGAACAAUAAGCCAUUAUCAGUGGAUAGAAUGGCCUGACUGCCAG